This is a messenger RNA of Selaginella moellendorffii, 2568 nucleotides long. RefSeq lists its product as uncharacterized. Gene Ontology annotation, molecular function: oxygen carrier activity. The transcript is spliced from 6 exons. Gene Ontology annotation, biological process: oxygen transport. Lineage: Eukaryota; Viridiplantae; Streptophyta; Lycopodiopsida; Selaginellales; Selaginellaceae. The coding region runs from base 1167 to 2453 and encodes 428 amino acids. The record is from RefSeq and is a predicted model, not a curated record.
UAUUGGUGCUGCCGGCGGAGAUAGCUUGCCAGUAUUUUCCCCACGCAAGGUAGAAGAAGCAAGACGAGGAGGAUUUGGAGUUCUUGGCCAAGAUUCGUGAGAUUUUUUAUUCGAGAGAUCCACAAACAAUGCAGUCGCUCCAAGACCGAGCGUCGGCGUUGAAUGGAGUGAGUCAAGACGAUGAUGCAUUCGAGAUUGAUGAGAUCAAUCUCGACAAGAAGCUGGGACACGAGACCUUUGUCAAGCUCUCCACGAAUUUUUACAGCAGGGUCUAUGCCCAUGAUAUCCAGAGAAUGGGAGGCCCUCCAUUAUAUUCUCGCCGCAAAGGACAUCCUGCUUUGAUCGGCCGCCAUGGACUGUAUCCAGUGACCGAGCGAGAGCGGAAAGAUGGAUCAAGCAUAUGAUCGCAGCUCUCGACAGCGUGGAAGAAAUCUGCGGAUUCAAAGAAACGAAUGCUCAAGUUUUUCUGGCACACUGAGUUUUUUCCGUUGGCUAAUCGCCGAGGAUAAAGAACAGGUUUUCUUUAUAAACUCGGGGCUAACGAGCCAUUGUUUUACAUCUGUUCUUCUCUACAGUAGAACACCGGGCACCGGGAAUCAAUGAAUGAAGAAGUGAUUUACUUGCCAAACGACAGGGAAAGUCGUGCCACUCGUGGGAUUCAACUUCAGAGGAACUUGUGUUGAGGCCAGAGUUCAGAGGAACUUGCGUUGACGCCAGAGAAAGAGGGGCUCUCAGCAACAGUGUUUUCGCGAUCGUUCAACCAGUAUGGCGAUCGACGAGCUCAAAGUUUCUUGCAGGAGGCCUCAUAUUGUAGCGGUGGCUCAUCUCUCGCAGGGUCACAUUAGUUCUCUCAUUCACUUCUGCCUCAAGCUCGCUCACCACGGGAUCCUGGUAACGUUCGUGACGAUCCACGUCGACGGGCUUCUGGGAAUGGGGCAAAGGAAAGAUCCAGAGGUUCCAGAGCAGUGGAAGAACAACUUUAACUUCGAGCGCCUCGAGCUGGAGCUCCCGAAAGGGACGGGUGGAUUUGCCAAGUUCUUCGCGAUGAUCGAAGAGCUCGGAGGCCCUUUCGAGGAGCUCCACUCUCGAGAAGAGAUACCAAAGGUAAGUUGUACUUGGCAUCUUAAUUAGGUUUCUACAUGAGGGGUUAAAAGUUUAGGGCAUUCAUGGAGAGAGCAGAGGCUGCGAGGAAACGGCGGCGCGUAGCCGGGUAUGAUACAGGGGAAUCCUGGCAGCAGAUCAAGGCGCUAAAUUGCAAGGAUCUACUCAAUCCCAACCAGGUGACCAUAGUUCCUUGCAUGGGCACUUGUAAUCGAGGCUCUUUUCUUUUCGUGGGGUCACCGGACAUGGAUGAAUUGCUGUGGCACUGCCUGUCUCUCGAACCCGGGCAAGAGCUUGUUGUUGUCGGUCCCAAGGGCACCGGCAAAAGCUGCCGGUUAAGGGCAAUGGCUGCCGCGCUCUAUGCGCGUGGUCCGGAGAAAAGUGUGAUCGUUUGCGUGUGGAACUUGGAGAGGGCCAGCUCGCCGACUGUGUUGCUGCGAUGGCUACUUGAUGGGCUAUGCUUUGCAUACUCGGGCGCGGACGAGCACAAGCCGGUUCUCGAGGCUCUCGAGGCUCUCUGGAGGGUGGGCGUGAGCGUAGCGAGGCUUCAAGAGUUUCUCAGGGAGAGGGCAGCCGCUGGUGACGAUUUUACAUUCGUUGCUGACGGUGCGGAGGCUCUGGGUACUCGCGAUUACAGGGGCAUAAAAAAAGUGGACUGUAAAGAGAUGAAAGAUACCUUGUUGACGCUCGAAGCCAUCGUUUCUCCUUACAAAAUCGUGUGGGGCGUGUCCCCGGAAGCGCGCCAGGCAGAGGCUGCCGACUCGGAGCGAGUAGCGAUCUAUUGUGUUGGAGGUUUUACCAAGGAACAAAGAGAGGUGUUUCUUCGUCACUCCAUGCUGGGAGCCGUCGUAACUGGUGAUAUGCAGCGGACCAAGGACAUGGAUUUGUUGGCUGGUUUCCAUCCCCAGUUUCUGGAUGAGCUGGAUGGGGCUUGCAUGGAGAUAGCUCGGAUCAAGCAGGCAGGCGGACGCAAAUCAAGACUGUUGUGGGGCGACACCGUGAGACUUGCUCCACCAGUUGAGUUGGAGCCACAUGAAGUCUCUUUACUUUUGAAAGAUGAGGAAGAUUGGCAGAGGGUGCUCCUGGAGUUUAUCAACGGACGAACAAUGUCUUUCAUCCGCAGAUCAGUGCGAGAAGUCGUCCGAAUAUUGGACAAUGCAGAAGUUAUAUGCAACUUCCAUCAGAAAACGCAAACGAUAGAUAAGGAUCCAAGGUACUCCAUAUCAAAGCACGAGUUCUGCUCCUGUUUUGUGGAGCAGAUCUACAUGGAGGAGUUUCAAAAGGCACGAAGCUGUCGUCAGCAGGAGCAUGCAGCAUGGUGGAAUACGUGUGACUGGCCAACAAGAUUUUAAGGCAAGAACUCUAGUGCAUGAUGGAGGAAUGUAUUUGCUAGAAGAGCUUUUUAAAAUAAAUAGUGUAAGGUUUGUAAAUACAUAUAAGUAAUACAUUAAUUAUAGUAUUAAAGCA